UAUACCCGGAAGCGCAAGCGUCAUCUAUCUAACUUGUUCCCUCGGAAACCUCGGCAUUCUACUAUUCGUCCCGCUUUUACAGAUUAAUGUCGCCAAUGUUUGCUUUGUUCGGAAAAGGACAUUGGUGUGAACGGUGAGAGCCGAUUCAACAUUUAUAAAGAAAAACAGGAUGGAGCACCAUGCAGUAGAAGGAAAUGAGCCACUUUGGAAUAUACCAGGGCAAGGUAUUGGCAAUACAAUUAAAACAGAUCAAGCAGGAAGUGACAAUAAUCUAAUUUGUACUAUACCAGAGGAGGCUACUAGCAAUCCAGUUAAGACAGAUGAAGCAAGAAGUGAUGCACAACUAGUUAUUUCUAAUGCUGAUGAAGGGAUGAAAAUUUCUGUUUCUGUCUCAAAUGAAGAGGCUAGACCAGAGCUCUUGAGAAUCCCUUUGGUUGAACCAUCAAUUAGAUGCCUGAAGAAGCAGCUUCUUGUUCUUGACAUAAAUGGGCUGCUUGCUGACGUGGUUUUACCCCGACCAAUUGGCCACAAACCAGAUGAAAUUAUUGCUGGGCGUGCAAUAUUUAAGAGACCAUUCUAUCUGGAGUUUCUGAACUUUUGCUUUGAGAAUUUUGAAGUUGCCGUAUGGUCUUCAAGAAUGAAGAAAAAUGUUGAUAAAGUCAUCAACUGUUUGAUCAGUGACAUGAGACAUAAGCUACUUUUCUGUUGGGAUCAUUCUCAUUGUACUCCUACAAGUUUUGCAACUCUUGAAAACAAGCACAAGCCUCUGGUUUUUAAGGAUCUGAGGAAAAUUUGGGAGAAGCAUGAUCCUGAUCUUCCGUGGGAGAAGGGAUACUACAAUGAAUCGAAUACAUUGCUCUUGGAUGAUUCUCCUUACAAAGCAUUGCUGAAUCCUCCACACACAUCCAUCUUCCCUUACCCAUACACGUAUCAGAAGAAGGGUGACAAUUCAUUAGGUGUUGGAGGUGAUCUGCGAGUAUAUUUGGAAGGACUAGUGAAGGCUGAAAAUAUGGCAGGGUACAUUGAGCAAAACCCUUAUGGUCAAGAACGUAUCACUGAAAGAAGUCCUUCUUGGAGCUUCUACUUUCAGGUUAUGGGUAGUGUUUCUACCAGUGAACUUGAGAAGAUGAGCCUAUCAACUGAUAGCUGAGUUAGCCAGAGCAGUGUCAUUCAGAAGAGAUAUUGAAAGAUAUAGAGCUUUUUGUUUUGAUCCAUCAACCGUUUCACACAUGUUAACCUUUUCGUCAUUCGAAUUUUCUUCAAGAUGUCAAGUAUAUGUUACUUGCGAGCAAAGCUGUAUCAAGCAUUUUGGCUGUUAAAAUCUGUCAUUGAACUUGAAUUAAGUUGUACGAAAAGUAUCACGGUAUCAUGAUUUAUUGUGUUACUUGCUAUCUUGAUAUUUGUAGUAUAUUCAUGUUUUGUCA
Molecule: messenger RNA, 1424 nt
Organism: Neltuma alba
Lineage: Eukaryota; Viridiplantae; Streptophyta; Magnoliopsida; Fabales; Fabaceae
Product: ubiquitin-like domain-containing CTD phosphatase 1
Exons: 7
Coding region: 170-1150 (326 amino acids)
Source: RefSeq, a predicted model, not a curated record